Messenger RNA from Solea senegalensis (Senegalese sole), 3468 nucleotides. RefSeq names its product DEAD/H (Asp-Glu-Ala-Asp/His) box helicase 11 (gene ddx11). Gene Ontology annotation, molecular function: DNA binding; DNA helicase activity; hydrolase activity, acting on acid anhydrides, in phosphorus-containing anhydrides. Gene Ontology annotation, cellular component: nucleus. Bases 115 to 2808 code for a protein of 897 amino acids. Gene Ontology annotation, biological process: establishment of sister chromatid cohesion; nucleobase-containing compound metabolic process. The record is from RefSeq and is a predicted model, not a curated record. NCBI's taxonomy places the organism in Eukaryota, Metazoa, Chordata, Actinopteri, Pleuronectiformes, Soleidae. The transcript has 28 exons.
CAGAUACCGGAUCCAGUGUUUCCUGUUGGCGGGAGUGUUCAAUACCCAUGUGUCAACAAUAAUAACACACAGCAAAAGCUAAUUUUUUAGAGAAACGGGGUCAGGAUCACAAGAAUGGAAAAUGGCAGGGCCCAGUUUCCAUUUCCCUACCAGCCUUAUAACAUCCAGGAGCAGUUCAUGCAAGCACUGUACACAGCACUUGACCAGGGGAAAGUGGGCAUAUUUGAAAGUCCAACAGGAACGGGUAAGUCUUUGAGUCUGAUAUGUGGAGCUCUGAGCUGGCUCACAGACUAUGAGGAGAGGAGGAGGCAGGAAGCUGCUGCUUUGCUUCAGGAAGGAGAAGUAUCUCUUUCCACACCGAGUGCUUCGUCUGCCACUGCCGGCUCCUCAGCAGAGCCCGACUGGAUCACUGACUUUGUCCAGAAAAAGGCUGAACGUGAUUUGGUUUCAAAGUUGAAGGAGGAAGAAUUAAAAAGAAAGAAGAGAGAGGAGCGGUUAGAGAUGAUUAGAAAUAACGUUCAGCUGAAGUAUGCAAUGAAAAGAAAGAGCUGUGAGGAUGAUGAAGCGUUCAAGUUGCUUCAGCUCAGUAAAGAAGACCAAACAGAGAUGCAAGGAGAUCAAGAGGAUGAGGAGCUCAUCAUUGCAGAAUAUGAGAGCGAUGAUGAGUCAAAGAGAACGAGCAGAUUCUGUGGCCCGGAAAAUGAUGAAGAUGAUGAACUGAUAGAGGAACACGUCACCAAGAUUUACUACUGCAGUCGCACUCACUCCCAGCUGGCUCAAUUUGUUCAUGAGGUUCAGAAGAGCCCGUUCAGCAAGGACAUUAGUUUGGUCACACUGGGCUCACGACAGAAUUUGUGCAUCAAUGAAGAGGUGCGUCGCCUGGGCAGCAUCCAGCGCAUUAAUGACCGCUGCAUGGAGAUGCAGAAAAACAAACAUGAGAAACCUCAUCAGGACGAGGGUGUGAAGCGUAAGCGAGGCCCACCAAAGGCCGUGUGUCCCUUUAAUAAAGCCUCGGCACUGCAGCAGAUGAGGGACCAACUCCUUGGAACGGUUCAUGACAUCGAGCAGCUGCUGAAGCAGGGCAGGGAGACGCACUCGUGUCCUUAUUACGGCACACGCCUUGCCAUUCCCCCUGCACAGUUGGUGGUGUUGCCCUAUCAGAUGGUACUUCAUGAAGCCACAAGAAAGGCAGCAGGAGUCCAAUUGAAGGGACAGGUGGUGAUCAUAGAUGAAGCCCACAACCUCAGUGACACACUCUCCUGUGUACACAGUGCAGAGCUGUCCGGAGCUCAGCUUAGUCGUGCUCACUCCCAGCUCACCCAGUAUGCUGACCGCUACAGGAACAGGUUGAAGGCAAAAAACCUGAUGUACAUCAAACAGAUACAGUUUGUGAUUGAAGGGCUCGUCCGAGUGCUGGGAGGUAAAGUGGGGCAGAAUCCACAGAGCCAGAUUACACAAACAGGAACCGAGAUGUUUACCAUUAACAACUUCCUCUUCAAGGCUCAGAUCGACAAUAUCAACUUGUUUAAGUUACAGAAAUACUUUGGGAAAAGCAUGAUCAGCAGAAAGCUCGGCGGCUUUGUGGAGAAGUACGCAGGCUCCGGUGUGAGCCUUCACACUCACAGCGCCUCCAGCAAAGAGAACCGACGCACAGAGGGUUUAAACCGUUACCUUCAAACACUGCAGAGCAGCCACAGCCCGACACCAGUUUCCUCAUCAGACCAGCAGGGGUCUGUAGAGACAGAGAAAGCACUGUCUGCGUCUCCCAUGAUGCAGGUGGAGGCUUUCUUCGUGGCUCUCACCAACAGCAACACUGACGGCAGAGUGGUGCUGCACAGACAAGGUACUUUGUCAGAAAGCAGUGUGAAGUUCCUGCUGUUGAAUCCAGCCGUCCACUUUGCUCAGGUGCUGAAGGAGUGCAGAGCAGUCAUCAUCGCAGGCGGGACCAUGCAGCCUGUUUCAGACUUUAAACAAGAGCUGCUGAUUUCUGCCGGCGUGAGCGAGGAACGCAUCACUGAGUUUUGCUGUGGUCAUGUGAUUCCUCCUGAGAACAUUCUUCCUCUGGUCCUGUGCAGCGGUCCAUCCGGUCAGGAGCUGGAUUUCACUUAUCAGAGCAGAGAUUCCCCAAAAAUGAUGGAUGAGACGGGCCGCAUCCUCUCCAACAUCUGCAACGUGGUGCCAGGGGGAGUCGUGUGUUUCUUCCCUUCUUACGAAUACUCACGCAGGAUCGUUUCUCACUGGGAGGCCAACGGGACUCUGGGCCGCCUCGCGAACAAGAAGAAGAUCUUCCAGGAGCCAAAGAAGGCCAACCAGGUAGAGCAGGUGCUGAAUGACUUCACCCGUUGUAUCCAGCGCUGUGCUCUGGACAGUGGUGGACUCACCGGUGCGUUACUCUUCUCUGUGGUUGGAGGAAAGAUGAGCGAGGGCAUCAAUUUCUCUGACGACCUGGGCAGGUGUGUGGUGAUGGUGGGAAUGCCGUAUCCCAACAUCAAGUCCCCAGAGCUGCAGGAAAAGAUGACCUAUCUGGACAAGCACCUGCCUCACAGUGGAGGGAGGAGUCCCGGCCAAGCACUGAUAGAAAACCUCUGCAUGAAGGCUGUCAAUCAGUCCAUAGGAAGAGCUAUCCGUCACCGUGGCGACUACUCGUCCAUCGUGCUGUGUGACAGACGUUAUUCCCGAGCAGCCACGCUCUCCAAACUCCCCUCAUGGAUCAGAGAUCGCACCAGCACGCACACUUCCUUUGGCCCGGCGUUCGCUGCCUUGAGGAAGUUCUUCCAGGAGAAAAAGCGGGAGGAGACGCUCAACUGACAUCGUCCCAUUUUCUGAAUGGAAACAUGAAGAGCCUGGAUGAUAAGGGGAAAACUGAGCAAAAGAAUGAGUGACAUCUGAAGAACCCUUCCUUUACCAAGUGCUUCAGGGAACUACAGUGGCAAUUCACCCACCAGAGAGAAUGGUGUUCUAACACACAGUGCACAGUGAGAGCUGUGGUUGGUUUGACUGCUGUAGAAACAUAGCAGCACAAGUAGUUAAAAGUCUAUUUCUAAGGCUACAAAUACCAAAGGAUUUUUUCUAUUUCUAAAAUAAUUAUAUUAUAUUAUAUAUUAAUACAAACGUCACAUGCUACAUGUCACACGCCGGACCUUUAAAGUGACCUCUACAUUAAGUUCAAUAGACAAGCAGAGAGGCAGUUCUUCAAUUUUCACUGUUUCAUGUAUGAAAAUGUGGAAAAUAAUGAAUCUUAACAACUCGAGUGUUCACUGCAGACAGUUUUCAGCCUGGAACAAAUUCGAAAUUCACCAGACAAACAACUACUGCAACAAUUUCAGACACAGCACUGACAAAGGUGGCCAUGUUUCUGAUUGACCCUUAGAGACAUUUGAAAUAUUUGAAACAGUGAAGUAGGAUUAUGUUUUCAUAAUGGACUCAUCUGUCAGUGUUUCCUACAUUCAUUGAUUAGUUGUUUCAUCU